AUGGCCUCACCCGGGUGGCCCGAGCCUUCCCACUAUCACCACGGUCUCCCAAUGGAGCGCCGAACAUCGGCUACCCCAUUGCGUAGCGCAUUCCGAAUGGCCGAUCUCACGUCAGGUGAGGGCAUGAUGAAUAUGCCCUGCGGUAACAUGGACCGACAGGAGCAGAUGCCCCUCCCCGACUAUCUUCCUGGAUACGAUGACAACGUCGACCAACUCUGGAUCCCUCAGGAUAUGCCAAAGACAUACCAGGAGCCCCAGUUCCCUUACCAGGCCUCGAUGCCUCAGUACAACCAGAUGGCUCGCAACUACUACCAUCGUCCUCAGCAGGCUGGAUAUCUGCCUGAAUCGGCCUCUAACCCUUGCUUGUCUCGUCCAAUCUUUACCCAACCCACUGAGCGGAUGUCUAAUUCCGCCUCAAUGUCUAAUAUGCUCGGCUGGAUGCCCUCCCACGAGUCCUUGGUACCUCAGACCAUCACACCGGCCCAGGUCCAGCCCUUCCCUUCAGGACCCGUGACCCCUCCUUCUUCGUCUUACUCCGACUUCCCCGCCAACAUCCCAACUUUCAAGACCCACACUCCUUCCACUCCCCACCGAUCGGAAGACUUCCAGCUCUCUCCUGUCUACCGCGAAGGCAUGAUGCAACGUCACCGCCAACCAUCGCGAAAAUCCAGCAAGAAACAACUCCUUCGCUCUAACCUGAGCCUCGAGAACUUGCCAUCAAUCAUUAAGCAAGUGCAAUUCAAGUGCAAGGAGCCUGGCUGCAAGGGGCGGUUCAAGCGCCAGGAGCAUCUCAAGCGACACAUGAAGAGCCACUCCAAGGAAAAGCCUCAUGUUUGCUGGGUUCCAGGUUGCCACCGUGCCUUCUCCCGAAGCGACAACCUCAACGCCCACUACACCAAGACCCACAGCAAGCGGGGCGGUCGGAACCGCUACGUCGCGACCCUCGAUGAGACCAGUCAAGAUUUCGACCCCGACUUCCGUGGCCAGCUUACUCCUGACGGUCGCCCUAUCUACGGCAGCAAGCUUGAAGAUACCAUGCCUGACUGUGGCGAGCUGAGCGUCGAUGGCUGGGAUGAUUAG
Messenger RNA from Penicillium mononematosum, 1080 nucleotides. It is a transcript of the gene brlA, whose product is annotated as C2H2 type transcription factor BrlA. The transcript is spliced from 2 exons. NCBI's taxonomy places the organism in Eukaryota, Fungi, Ascomycota, Eurotiomycetes, Eurotiales, Aspergillaceae. The record is from RefSeq and is a predicted model, not a curated record. Gene Ontology annotation, biological process: regulation of transcription by RNA polymerase II. The coding region runs from base 1 to 1080 and encodes 359 amino acids. Gene Ontology annotation, molecular function: RNA polymerase II cis-regulatory region sequence-specific DNA binding; DNA-binding transcription factor activity, RNA polymerase II-specific. Gene Ontology annotation, cellular component: nucleus.